Messenger RNA from Octodon degus (degu), 422 nucleotides. RefSeq lists its product as uncharacterized. The coding region runs from base 126 to 371 and encodes 81 amino acids. Lineage: Eukaryota; Metazoa; Chordata; Mammalia; Rodentia; Octodontidae. The record is from RefSeq and is a predicted model, not a curated record. The transcript is spliced from 4 exons.
UUUUAAUUCCUGCAGGCAACACCACCACCCUGAAGCCAGAGACCAGUGUCAGCACGGUGGCCACUACCCUCUCUGGAUCCCUCGGUGUUGUGGCCAUCAUCUUGCUCCUGGUGGGCCUCUUGGUCAUGAUCUUGAAGAAAUGGAGGCAUGAGAGACUAUUUAAGGAACAACUGAGAAGACAGACCAAUUUUCUCCGCAAACCUUUGGACUUUUCCUGCCAAGCUGAGGCUGUGUAUUGCAAUGUGAUCAACCUGGCCCCCUGGAAAGAGGAAGACUUCGCCAUUUACAUCAACGUGCCCUGUUCUGAGUGCCCCAGGAGGACAAGGAUGAUGCCAGAUCAAGUGGAAUAUGCCUCCAUUGUGUUCCACUGAUGGGGCCUGGGGCACUGGGACCAGUGGGGAAAAAGCUCUGGAUCCAAGCAC